GACACGGGCGGUGCUCUUGCGGACAAUGUGAGUGUGAACCCGGCUAUACCGGUGAGGCUUGCGAGUGUCCUACAUCAUCUGAUUCCUGUAUGGCCAGUAAUGGAAUGAUAUGUAAUGGAGUGGGAAACUGUGUCUGCGGCGAAUGUAUGUGUGAUAAAGACUCGUAUUUUCGCGGGCCAACAUGUGAGGAAUGCCCGAUUUUAGAACCGAAACAUCCACAGUGUAACCAUCGUGGAAUGUUUGACCCGUGCGGCACGUGUAAAUGCGAACCUUAUUUCUAUGGGGACAUGUGUGAAUGCGAGGCCAAUUAUCGGAUUCCAGAUCGUGACACAGCCAUGGCCGCAUGCACUGACUCCGGUUCUGCGGAGCCGUGUAACGGGAGGGGUGAGUGUAAAUGUGGGUCAUGCGAGUGUUUUUCACGAGGAUCGAACAUGACUGAGGGUUAUUUCGGACGGUAUUGUGAAUGUGACGACUUCUCAUGUCCAAAACAUGAAGGCAAAUUAUGUGGAGGACACGGUCGAUGUGUUUGUGGUGAAUGUCAAUGUGACACUGGUUAUUCUGGCGAGGCAUGCGAUUGCACGACAGACACGAGCACGUGCAAGUCAAGUAAUGGAUUGCUAUGCAACGGACAUGGCAGUUGUAUAUGUGGAGAGUGUGUGUGUGAAGAAACAUUUAGAGGACCAAAGUGUGAGGACUGUCCUAUCCAGGAACAUGAAUUUUCUAGUGAACUUUGUUCGUAUCGUGGUACGAACAUGUGUGGUGACUGUGUAUGUGAUGAAGGUCACUAUGGUAAGGCGUGUGAAUGUGAUGUCAUGCCCGAAAUGACGAGAGAAGAAGUUAUGCGCCAGUGUAUAAGUCCAAAUUCAACAACUGGAGUAAUGUGUUCUGGGAGAGGAGAAUGUAUUUGUGGGUUUUGUAGUUGUAACCCUUUACGGCCUCAAUCAUCACAAGUUUACUCGGGUCAGUUUUGUGAAUGCAAUGAUUACUCAUGUUCCUACAGUAAUAACCGGAUAUGUGCAGGACACGGGCGGUGCUCUUGCGGACAAUGUGAGUGUGAACCCGGCUAUACCGGUGAGGCUUGCGACUGUCCUACAUCAUCUGAUUCCUGUAUGGCCAGUAAUGGAAUGAUAUGUAAUGGAGUGGGAAACUGUGUCUGCGGCGUAUGUUUGUGUGAUAAAGACUCGUAUUUUCGCGGGCCAACAUGUGAGGAAUGCCCGACAUGUCCUGGAGUGUGUCAGACUUACAAAAGCUGCGUGUUCUGUAUAUUAGGAUCAGGGGAGUACACUAAAGAAUAUUGUUCGACAAACUGCCAGAUGCGGAAUAUUGAGAUUGUCGAUUCAUUGAAUCUGGAUGGAGAAAACGGAGGAGAAACACCAAAACAGUGUAGCUACUGGGACGAAACCGAUGAUGUCAACGUUUUAUUUACUUACACUUACGAUGACUUUAACCAAAUUCUUAUCAAAGUGCAGCGAAGAGAUAUGAAUUAGUGUUUUAUAAUCCAACCAUACUUAUAUUGAUAUUGUCAUUAGGAAAAGAAAAUUAGUUUAAACCUUUGUUAUUACAAAUAAAAAGAAUUAACCUGCAAAUGUGUAGUCUAGUAUUAUAUAUACAUAACAGACCAAUUAAAAGAACUUACAUGUACGUUGCGUUCAUUGAACGCCGCCUUUCCUUGUUGAUCUUGUUUAUCAUAUUUUAUUACAUGUACGUAACAAAGUGUCGUUUAGUAUUUUAUAACGUUAGCGAAGCAAUAAAUUGUUGGUAAAAGAA
Molecule: messenger RNA, 1767 nt
Organism: Ruditapes philippinarum (Manila clam)
Lineage: Eukaryota; Metazoa; Mollusca; Bivalvia; Venerida; Veneridae
Product: integrin beta-like protein 1
Biological process (GO): cell-matrix adhesion; cell adhesion mediated by integrin; integrin-mediated signaling pathway
Cellular component (GO): focal adhesion; integrin complex; cell surface
Molecular function (GO): integrin binding
Source: RefSeq, a predicted model, not a curated record